AUGAAGGGAGGCGUGCUGUGGCGGUUGGCAUAUGCUAUGCGUAGCCGCAAAAGGCUUUCCAUCGUGCACUGUUGCAUGACUCGCUAUUGUCUGGCCUCCGUUCUGAUAGUGUGGCUAUUCGUGGCCUUUUGCCUUGUUUUUAUACCCCGCUUCAGCUGGUCUAACAAACGGUUGCGGGCGUUCCCUGUCGUCGUCACGAAGCACCUAGAUCGCGUUACGGACCCCGUCAACGAGCUUGUCGCCGCCUCACUGAAGCAGCUGCACCACGGCACCUACCUUGUGACCAGCCUGUUGAAUGACGGGUCUGGGGAGGCCAUCAAGUUUGUGUUCAAGACGGAGUGUCGACCUGCGUCACGGUGGCAUGGCCAGCAGGGAUGGAGCGAAGUCGCUGUGCAUCACUUUCAACGGCUUUUCUACGGGAACGAUGAUGUGCCUUAUCCGAGAGCUGAACUCGCCAGGGGUGUGGUGGUUGCCAUCACCGAGCGGCAGCUGCGCCGGGUCGUGCACAAGGACCAGUGUGGGGUGCUCAGGGAUAACACCACGACGCAGGUGCUGGAAAACUUAAUGAAGGGUAAAAAGCUUCUGCGUGGGGCUCAACGGGGUGUCGUGGGAAGUUAUCCAGCGGCGACCAUCUUGAUGAUUGGGGUUGCCUUGACGUGGCGGGAGGGGUACGGAGAUGACAAUUACCCCUCCUCGGAGCUCUACGCCCCCUACUUUACCGUCCCUCCAUAUAAUCCUGAUAUAAAGCAGGAAUUUGUUCAUCGCUUUGUCGUGUAUGAGAUGUCCGAUGUCAUGGUAUUUGACUACCUCUUGUUAAAUCCAGACCGCGCCUUCAAUAAGAAUUGGUUCCGGGAUACGGCGACGCAGCUGCAUUCGGCGCUACUGGAUAAUGGUUGGGCCUUUGCGGGGGAGCGGUUUGGGUCCUCCGUAUGCGAAGUGGAAAGCGGACUUCUGCGCUGCCCCUCCCCCUUGCUCACAUGGAGCAGCGAAACGCCAAGCGUAUGGCGGUGUCUUUCCCGGGACGCGGCGAAGGCGGCCGCUGAAGACGAGGCUCCGCCAGACACUCGCCAGCCUGGCCUGCUGAAAUGGUGCCGCUUUCGACCUGAGACGUUCCGUGCACUCAACCGAACAAGGUUGCAGUGGCGCAAUGGCCAGAAUGAGAAAGGGUCUCUCUCGCAACAGUGGGUGGAAACGAUAAGGUCAGACAUCCUUCUGGCAUUCUUGUUGGAGGCCUAUGGUUUGCAGACAUCAAUAAAAGGUUUUAAUCAAGCUCUUUCACGUUACGUGCGUGGGUGUCCUUCGUCUUCAGUUCACGCAACCACCGGGGAGGAUGUAGCCUCGUUGAAAAUCCUGCACGCACUGGAGGUUGGACUGCUGCAUCGCAUGGACAGGUUGGCUGCCCACGUGAGCAAGUGCCUGCAAAAGCAUGGUGAAGCCUACGUCUACGCAUACGAUCUCGAGGAGUGA
Molecule: messenger RNA, 1467 nt
Organism: Trypanosoma rangeli
Lineage: Eukaryota; Euglenozoa; Kinetoplastea; Trypanosomatida; Trypanosomatidae
Product: putative glycogenin glucosyltransferase
Exons: 1
Coding region: 1-1467 (488 amino acids)
Source: RefSeq, a predicted model, not a curated record